Fusarium tjaetaba is the source of this 330-nucleotide messenger RNA. RefSeq lists its product as uncharacterized. NCBI's taxonomy places the organism in Eukaryota, Fungi, Ascomycota, Sordariomycetes, Hypocreales, Nectriaceae. The transcript has a single exon. The record is from RefSeq and is a predicted model, not a curated record. The coding region runs from base 1 to 330 and encodes 109 amino acids.
AUGCCUCCUCUAUAUGGAGACCCUACAACUGAAGUUCACCCCAAGCACACGCUCUGGAUGUGCUUAAAUGAGGUCAACGGUCCCGGCUCCGAGUGCAACACCCACAACGACAUCAAUGAUCCGAUGUGCAGGAAGUGCGACUACGAAGUCGACGGUUGGAUAAAGGUCAAGGCCAUGGAUAAGCACGAAAAAGUAAUCGGGGAGCUCCACGACACUGUCGAUGGUGUGGUGAGAUGGAAAUACUUUUGGUAUUUUCUCUAUCCAGGUCCAACUAUGGAGGAUGCGCCUGGGAACAAUGCGCCUGUGCCCCGAGGCACAAUCCCCGGAUAG